AUGUCUCUUAGAGUGAAGGAUUCUGAGAUAAACAAGCAAAACAUUUUCUUCGGCCGGAACCCUAUGGAUUAUAAAGUUGGCAAAGGAAUUUGGAAUGUGUAUAGGUUGGAUAUCUUUGAUCAAGGUUAUGAAAUGAACUCGGAGAAUCACGGACUAUCGAUUACGGAUGACCUACUCAUCGACUAUCAUCUUUGUAUCUUAUUUCUUAUCUCUUAUUUACCAUUGAGAUACCAGUAUCUAAUCUGUAAACGGGACGGAGAGAUAUGGAUUGAGAGACGCUGA
This is a messenger RNA of Sclerotinia sclerotiorum 1980 UF-70, 282 nucleotides long. RefSeq lists its product with no specific name. NCBI's taxonomy places the organism in Eukaryota, Fungi, Ascomycota, Leotiomycetes, Helotiales, Sclerotiniaceae. The transcript is spliced from 4 exons. The coding region runs from base 1 to 282 and encodes 93 amino acids. The record is from RefSeq and is a predicted model, not a curated record.